AUGAUGCCUCUUUUAACUGCUGAAUACGCUUACCUUUUUCUCAUCGUCUCCAUCCGCUUUUCCCUUUUACUUGAAAUUGCAUCCUCCCACUGGCCACCGACAAUCUCUCCGCUCUGUCCAUACCUCCGACGAACGUCAGUUCUUGCUCCGCCUUCGGUGCUCCUCGCUCAUCAUCCGUCGCUCCAUGUCAUCAUUGCCACCGCCGACUCAUCAAAUGAUAAUGAUGAUGCUUCCAAUGACACUAGUGCUCGAGCUCCUAGUGAUAAAUCUCAUGGUGGUUCUACUUAUAAGCCCGAUAAAAAUGCUAAAACUACUGAUGCUUCUACUGAUAGGCCCGAUAAAAGGGCUAAAACCAGUGAUGCUUCUACUGAUAGGAUCGAUAGGGAUAAAGCCUCUAAAACCUCUGUUAGUCUUGAUGAGUUGAGUCUUGAUAUGCAAAAAGCUUUGCAACAAUUGGUGAAUAGCAAGGAAGGGCCAGCAGUAAAAGAAAAUCAUGAGAGGUUGAAGCUAGUUGGAUUAGAUCCAAUGGAUCAUAUAUUUUUGGCAACCUUUCACCUUUUUGGAAUGUCCAUUAAUAUGAGAGAGGCAUGUAUGACAUUGCCACCAAUACCUGAGGUCUUAAAAGGGUGGAUAAAGAUUGACACCAUAUUAGGGAUAUUUAAGUAG
Messenger RNA from Lactuca saligna, 666 nucleotides. The record is from the annotation of a GenBank genome assembly. NCBI's taxonomy places the organism in Eukaryota, Viridiplantae, Streptophyta, Magnoliopsida, Asterales, Asteraceae.